GCUUAUAUAUUUCUGUGGGGUUUGAGAUUUAUUUCUAUCUACCACAGUAGCUUGAUAUCUUGACGUCCAUAUUUGGUGUUGUGGCGUUAUAUGUUCCCCUAAACACCCCGAUAUUUAUACGAUAUAUUAACACCUACGAAAGAUCUGACUUAACAAGAUGGGGAAACCGGAAGACUCGAAAUCUCAGGUAGCGGUAGAUGACAGCCUAGCGCCACCACCAUAUUCGGAGGUUGCCCAAGAAUCUCAUCCGAGCAGCGCAGUACAAAAAGGAGACACUCCUAAUGUAUUGUCAGACGCCGUGCUUUCCCCAUAUCUACCAUUUCCAUCAAUUUUGGAUGCGCAUUACCAAUGGAAGGUUAGCACCAUAUUUCAUCUGGGUAGUACCAUAAAUAAACGACUCUUCGCCGUGUCGGUGCACACAGGCUUUGGCGGAAAGGGGCCGGGAAAGCCAGGUGUGAUCUUACAUAAUGGCCCAAGUGACAAAGACACAUUGCUCGCUGCUGCUGGCGACGAGAACGGAAAUCUCUCGUCGCUAAAUACCAUCAUCACCUUAGCUCGACCGUCAGGCGACAUCUCUGAUGAGAGUUGUACGGAAAUCAUGCAUGCUGCUACAAGUUUUGGCACUGUGACCUUUCGAUUUUCAGCCGAGACUAGGCAAAAACAAGGGAUGCGGCGCGAGGUUUUUGAGUGGCGGAAGAGCAAAGGCGAUGAAGACAGGAAUUUAAUCGAUCCGCCGUGGAAGUGUGGGUUUAAACUGGUGAGAGUGACCGAUGAGACACCACAGGGAAGCACAAGUGAAGGGCCGGAGAUCAUCGCUGUUUUUGCUUGGAAUAGUAACUGGUCGGUGAUGAACCCCUUUAAGAUCGAGUUCAGGGGAAGUGCGCAGGCCGGCGAGCUAGGAGAGAAGUUUGCGCUCAUGGUUAUUAUCACGGGGUUGCGAUUGUGGUCACUUAAGCACCAGGGUAGAACUUCCGAGACUACCAUUGCGGCUAGGGAAGCCGAACUUGCAGAAUUAUACCCGGAAUUCCAUACUAGAAUCACAGGGCGUUAAAGGGGCGAGUAUUAUAGUGUGUUAUGAUGCACCUAGUCAUGAUGUAUUAGCUGGAUUGAUGUCAAGAAUAGUACCCGAUAUAUGCUUUAUCCGUGUAACAGCAUACAUG
Messenger RNA from Annulohypoxylon maeteangense, 1160 nucleotides. RefSeq lists its product as uncharacterized. The record is from RefSeq and is a predicted model, not a curated record. NCBI's taxonomy places the organism in Eukaryota, Fungi, Ascomycota, Sordariomycetes, Xylariales, Hypoxylaceae. The coding region runs from base 158 to 1051 and encodes 297 amino acids. The transcript has a single exon.